AUGUUAAUGCCUACAAAACCUGCACCGAAUUUUAAAGGGAAAGCUAUUGUAGAUGGUGUUUUCAAGAAUAUCAGCUUACAGGAUUAUACAGGAAAAUAUGUUGUAUUAUUUUUCUAUCCUGCUGAUUUCACAUUUGUCUGUCCAACUGAAAUCAUAGCAUUUAGUGAACGUGUUGAUGAAUUUGAAAAAAGAAACUGUCAAGUUAUUGCUUGUUCAACAGAUUCUGAAUAUUGUCAUCUUGCAUGGACAAAUAUGGAUCGUAAAGCAGGGGGAUUAGGUCCAAUGAAGAUACCACUUUUAGCUGAUUCAACAAAAGCAAUAUCUCGAUCAUAUGGUGUACUUGAUGAAGGGGAAGGUAAUGCAUUCAGAGGAUUAUUUAUUAUUGAUGCCAAGGGUAUACUUCGUCAAAUCACAGUGAAUGAUCGUUCAGUUGGUCGAUCUGUUGAUGAAACUAUUCGACUAUUAGAUGCAUUUCAAUUUGUUGAAAAGCAUGGAGAAGUAUGUCCUGCUAAUUGGAAAGCUGGUAAAAAAACAAUUAAACCAGAUCCAAAUGCUAGUAAAGAGUUUUUCUCAUCAACAACAUAA
Molecule: messenger RNA, 585 nt
Organism: Heterobilharzia americana
Lineage: Eukaryota; Metazoa; Platyhelminthes; Trematoda; Strigeidida; Schistosomatidae
Source: the annotation of a GenBank genome assembly